Meloidogyne enterolobii is the source of this 996-nucleotide messenger RNA. Lineage: Eukaryota; Metazoa; Nematoda; Chromadorea; Rhabditida; Meloidogynidae. The record is from the annotation of a GenBank genome assembly.
AUGACAUUUAAAAGUUUUCUUCUCCGUCCAUUGGUCCUUCGGGAUGUCAGCAAUUUGAAUACAUCCGUUCACUUUUGUCUAAAUACUCCCUCAAAAUCUGCAAUACAAAAAAUACGAGAAUUCAAAUUCCCCUAUCCUAUCGGAAUUGCUCCUACAGCUUUUCAACGAAUGGCACACGAUCAAGGAGAAAUUGCGACUGUUAAAGCUGCCAGUGAAAUGAGUGUACCUAUGAUUUGUAGUACAUUAUCGACUACUCCUUUAGAGGAAGUGGCAAAAAAUGCUAGUGAUAAUGCAACUAUUUGGUUUCAAUUAUAUAUCUACAAAAAUCGAGCAUUAACAGAAAAACUUGUUCGGAGAGCUGAAAAGGCAGGGUUUUCUGCAUUGGUCUUAACAGUUGAUGCACCCCAUUUUGGCAGAAGAAGAGCUGAUGAAAGGAAUGAAUUUAAAUUGCCUGAACAUUUAAAGUACUAUUUUUUAAUGAAUUCGUUAAAAAUUGUUAAUAAAAAAGAAAUAUUUAGAGUUGCAAAUUUCGAGCAGGAAUCUAAAUUUGCCGAUAAUGAUGGUGCUUCAGGUGUAAUAGUUAAAGGAAUUAUGAGAGGGGAUGAUGCACUUUUAGCUAUUGAAGCGGGGGCUGCCGCAAUUAUUGUUUCGAAUCAUGGGGGCCGUCAAUUAGACUGUUGCAUGUCUACGAUUGAUGCCCUUCCAGAAAUUGUUGAAGCAGUUCAGGACAGAGUACCGGUAUUUGUUGAUGGAGGUUUUCGAACCGGUACAGAUAUUUUCAAAGCAUUAGCAAUUGCUGCCCAGUUAGUAUUUAUUGGACGUCCAAUUAUUUACGGAUUGGCUAUUGGGGGCAAGGAAGGUGUAGAACAUGUACUUAAAUUGCUUAAAACUGAAUUUGAUUAUGCAAUGAGGUUGUCUGGUUGUGCUACAAUUUCGCAACUUCGUUCUCAUAAGGAUAUUGUUGUUUAUCGAAAUAGAUUUUUUUCAAAGCUUUGA